AAAAAGCACAAUUACAUUGUCGUCGUCUUGUCUGUAAGCGUGCACACCCAACAUCGCCAACCAAACAACGUUUGCCCGCCAUGUUGCGACAGGACUACAAUCGAAUCGAUCCCAAGCGACGCAAUGUCGUUGAUCACCGAAAGAAGCAGUUUGCUACUGCCCAGUUCAAGGAUGCCGACUACUCGUCACGCCUCAACUUUUACUCGGAGCCUCCUACGGCCGAUAUCACGCUCGAGCAGUUUGAGCAAUGGGCCAUUGACAGACUAAGAGUCCUCGCCGAACUCGAGGCAUGCUCGUUCCGCAACAAGACGCCCGCCGAAGCCGCCACGCACAUGAAGCCAAUCCUCGACAAGUAUCUGCCCAUGGACUCGAACAGCUCUGGCUCCUCCAAGCUCCAGGCCCAGCGCCGCAAGGACCACUACAGCCACUUUAUUCUGCGCCUUGCCUUUGCCCAGACCGAGGACCUGCGCCGCCGCUUCACGCGUGUCGAGACGAUGCUCUUCCGCAUGCGCUUCAACGCCGACGACCUUGCCGACCGCACACACUUUGUCUCUGGACUGGAUCUUGACUGGUGGGAGCCUGUGACUGAGCAGGAAAAGUCCGACUUUGCCGCUGAGCUGAAUGCCAUGACAUCUGGUCGCAAGGCUAGCCCUGAAGACAAGAACUGGUUCAAGGUGGACUGGAUGCGCGUCCCCGAGCUGGUUGAGCCUCGCCGUGUCUUUCUGCGCGGCGGCAAGGCUUUUGUGCCCGGCCGCGAACAGGCUACGAUGGUCGUUGCUGAGUUCACUACGCGUUUGGAAAAGGCACUGGAUAUGACAUCCAAGGCUCUGCCCCGCCUGGAUGAGGACGACCGUCUCACACCGAUCCUCAACCACUUGUCCAAGAACUUCAUCACACCUGACUCGUCAUACAUGUCAGAGUCGACAACGACCAACGCCAGCGUCACAGCCGGCAGCAUCGACAGCCUGUCACAGCACUUCCCUGCCUGCAUGUCGCACUUGCACCGCUCACUACGCCGCGACGCCCAUCUCAAGCACUACGGCCGUCUGCAGUACUCGCUGUUCCUCAAAGGCAUCGGGCUGAAUCUGGAAGAGGCGCUCAUGUUCUGGCGCGGCGCUUUCCACAAGGUCACCGACGACCAGUUCAACAAGGAGUACCGCUACAAUGUGCGCCACGUCUACGGCGACGUGGGCGGCGACUCAAACCGUCGCGGUGGCGGCUACUCGCCUUACUCGUGCCAAAAGAUCCUUACCGAGCACCCGCCUGGCCCCGGCGAGGCGCACGGCUGCCCGUACCGCCACUUUAACAUGGAGAACCUGUCAGUGCUGGUACAGGCUAUGGGCGUCAACGACCGCGCUGUUAUGCAGGGCAUCAAGGAGGAUAAGGAGAGCCAGAAGUACCACAUGGCUUGCAACAGAGUAUUCGAGCACUUGAACAAGGCAGAGAUCAAAAGGGCCAAGGAUGAGGGCGUUCUCACAGCCAACCAGCUGGAAACCAUUGUCCACCCCAACGAAUACUUUAAGCGCAGCUAUCUGCUCAAGAACCUCAGCCAGGAAACAGCGGACGUCAAGAUGGAAGCCUCGUAGGCGCUUUGGACUGGCAUACUAGGUAAUUGUUUUUGUAUAUUGGAUCCAUGGCGCAUGGCGUUGGUAUUUUUACGCAGAUAUGAAUAUCCCUUUUCCUUUCAUCGUUUGAAUCUGUAGCUGUGCUCGUUUAUUUGCAUACGUUUCGUCUCGUCCUAAACUACACGCCCCUCGCGAUGCACAACCACGUCAGAGGCGUACAGGUGCAGAAACAUGCAGGGUUUAUUAUAGAACAUCUCCGAC
Messenger RNA from [Torrubiella] hemipterigena, 1826 nucleotides. NCBI's taxonomy places the organism in Eukaryota, Fungi, Ascomycota, Sordariomycetes, Hypocreales, Clavicipitaceae. The record is from the annotation of a GenBank genome assembly.